AUGGCUAUUAAGGCAACUGUAAGUGUCAGGUCUGACCCUCAGUUGACCAYUACUGCUGAUGAAGAGGAGCCGAUCUCCUCGAAACAAUUGUCCAGAAAUUUACCGCUAGUUUGCGGAUACAAAGUUGUGAUCAACAAAGGAAUUUCGUUGGCCGUAAUGGGGCCAACAUUUGUAGACUUCAAGUAUCUAAUGCACACAUCAAUGAACAAUAUAUCAUUUUUGGCCAUUUUAGCUAAUAGUGGUCAUAUGUUUGGAUUUAUAUUUAGUUUUUUCUACAAAUACAUCGAUCGUCAAAUUGCUAUUAUAAUAUUAUUAGUAUUCAGUGGACUGGCAUUUAUUUUUAUGCCAUAUUCACCAAACYUGUGGUUACUUUACAUAUUAGUYUGGAUAUCCUUCUUUGGUCAGGGAGUGGCCGAUAUCGGCAACAAUGUGUGGCUCAUAGAGUUGUGGCAACAAAAGUGCGGACCGUUUCUUCAAAUGUCUGGCUUUGCCUACGGAAUCGGUAUUAUUAUUGGUCCACUUAUUGACAAACCAUACCUARCGGGUCAUUUGACUGCAAAUACAAGUACUAGUGUCACAGAUUGGUCACUGAUUGAUGAUAAUGAACGCAGGAGUCAAUUAAAGACUCCUUAUUAUAUCAGCGGAAUUCUUACAUUAAUUGGGGCUUUAAUGCUAUCAGUGAUGUUAAUAUACAAUAAAUAUCAAUACAAACAACAAAACAAUUACGAAGAUUUCGAAGACAACAAUAUGGCGACGACUAAGAAGAGAUAUUCUCUCUAUUUAUUUGUAUCACUAAACGGAUUAUUUCUGGCAUUUUAUAUGUCAACUGAGAUUCUAUAUCUUGAGUUUAUAUCAACAUAUCUACAAUACAUACCAUUGAAAUUGUCGGCCAAAAAGGCAGCAGAAAUAGCCUCGACGUCAGCUCUUUGCUAUACAAUGGGUCGCGGAAUCAGUGCUCUCAUAGCAAUCAAAGUAAAACCACAACAUUUGAUACAAAGUCACUUCUGUAUCAUAUUUAUUGCAAUGUUUGUCAUUAUAUUGGGUCAAAGCUCACAGACAUUUGUAUGGAUCGGCUGUUUGAGUGCCGGUAUUGGCUUUUCACCCAUAUAUGCGGCCACUUAUAGUCUAAUCAAACAACAUAUGGAAGUGAACGACAAAAUCGCCGGAUUCUUGUUGUUCGCUACCGAUUCCAUAAACAUAUGGAUUCCAUAUUUCUUAGGACUCUAUAUUGAGACCAUUCCCAACCUUUUCAUAUAUUUAAUUAUCUUCAAUGUCUCCAUAAGUGUUGUUAUAUUUGGUUUCAUUCUGUAA
Molecule: messenger RNA, 1311 nt
Organism: Oppia nitens
Lineage: Eukaryota; Metazoa; Arthropoda; Arachnida; Sarcoptiformes; Oppiidae
Product: sodium-dependent glucose transporter 1A-like
Exons: 5
Coding region: 1-1311 (436 amino acids)
Biological process (GO): transmembrane transport
Source: RefSeq, a predicted model, not a curated record